Durusdinium trenchii is the source of this 1356-nucleotide messenger RNA. Lineage: Eukaryota; Dinophyceae; Suessiales; Symbiodiniaceae. The record is from the annotation of a GenBank genome assembly.
GUAUACACCGCCAGCUUUUGGAUGGGCGCAUUCCAGGGCCCAACCGCUAAAAAACACCGAUUGUGGUCGAGCAGCUGGCCCUUACUGGAGGGAAUCAACAACGGUGGUGGCUAUUAAACAGUACAUUUUAUGAUUUUUGAUCGUUUCGUUUCUCACCAUCCUCGGCGGCUUUCUGUGCCAGCUCCGCCAACGUUUCUGCAAACAUGGAGGUGUAUGUCCUUGGACCAUGUCAAGCGACCCAUCGCAAAAACGCGUUCAAUAUUGGAAUUACACAGUCCGACAAAAAACAUUCUAUAUUUUGCUGGCUAGGAACUGGGAUGGGCGCAAUUUGUCCUUCAACCGCCAGCGCUGAACAACGCCACACUUGUUUUUGUAUUUCUUGACCAGCGGCCCCUUUGGCAAAAAGGCCGCGUUGCCGUUUCAGACGCUUUGACAUGGCCCUCUGAUGUCUCACGGCAAAGAAGAGCCGAGUGAGCACAAAAGGCGCCCAAUUCCAAGCUUUGGAAGACAAAUGAAUUCCCUAGUUCUUCAGCAGGUGGCAUCCGACACAUUCAUUGCCUGCUUUCAAUUGCCGAUCCAACCCUGGCUCAUUGCCUUUCGAAUGUUGAUUGGUUGAAAAUCUCUCGUCCCCAUUGAGUACCAAAAGGUCGCGCGAAUAGCGUCAAUAGUGAACUGCUUUUACAGAGAAUUCAGUCGGCAGGGCCUAGGAAGCGAUCGCGGAUCCUUCUGCAACAGUUGAAUGUUGAAAGACAUGACAGGGGGCCAUUCAGGGCUUUGCAGUGAGGACUCCUUAGCAAGGGCUGGCAGAUCUAGUGAAACACAAACUCGCUGGACUGGACAGAUUGCGUUUGCAAGUCCCUUUUAUGGCCGUGACACUUUGAAAGUAGCAGCCUCGCAUAGCAUUGCCCACAAUCUAUUCUGCGCAGCUCUCGCGAAAAAACUGUCGAUACCCCUGGCAAAUUCUGAACUAAGACGCUGCUCUCAAAGAGCUCAGAGACCCAAACGUCCCGAACCAUCAUCCUCAACCUUCUCCUUCUCGUCGUGGCUGUUUCGUAGGGGAGCCUUCCUCUUGUUGGGAGGCUUCUGUGGAACAACAUUUGUGUGGUCGGUAGCCCCGACCAGCUUCCAAGCAAUCAUGGCCUGGUUGUCCUUCUUGAUGUUCAGCAACUUCACGUAGGCUCCCUCAAUGCGAGAAGAAAUACAUUGGAGGCUGUAGAGCGUCUUUUAGCAUUGCCCCGAGGAGUUUUGUGUUUUUUUGACACAACGGUCAUCAGAUCGUGGCAACGCUCAUGACAUGAUUGACAGACGGCGCGCCUCAGUCCAAGAGUGUGGGACGAAGAAAGUUGUUGGAUGAAA